AUGAGUGGGCAACACUUCAAUCCUCAUAACCAGUACAGCUCCAGGCAUCGGUCACCACCUCACAGAGGAUCCUUUGAAGAACACAGAGGCCCACAAUCACAAGACGGUCAUACCCCCUCUCAGCCGUUUGGUGGGUCUGAGCGGUAUCGCUUUGACCGGCACUCGGAUGAACCCAGACCUGUUCGCCACAGUGGCCCAUUGCUGCCUACACCCCCAGAUGAUCCCAGAUCUUCACCUGGCCGCAUGGGAAUACAUAGACAAUCUCCUGAAAUGAGGAGGAGGAGCUCUUCAAAUCGUGAAGAAUCACCCCAUAACUUUGGUCGCUUUGAAGGGAGCCACAGGGAAUCUUCCUGUGGUCCUCAACAGCUUCCCGAGGAGCUCAGAAGAGAAAUGCCGGAGGAUCAUAGGCGAGAGCGAGAAGGGCCACAUCUAGGAAGACAGGGCUGGGAUAGGGGGAUCCUGAAGCGGCAGACAAACGGAGAGAUCGUGAGAGGGAUCGCAGUCGUGGAGUUGAAGGUGACCGUGGCCGUGGGCCUGAAGGCGACCGUGGUCGCGGGCCUGAAGGUGACCGUGGUCGCGGGCAUGACGGUGACCGUGGUCGCGGGCCUGAAGGUGACCGUGGUCGCGGGCCUGAAGGUGACCGUGGUCGCGCGCCUGAAGCUGACCGUGGUCGCGCGCCUGAAGCUGACCGUGGUCGCGCGCCUGAAGGUGACCGUGGUCGCGCGCCUGAAGGUGACCGUGGUCGCGCGCCUGAAGGUGACCGUGGUCGCGCGCCUGAAGGUGACCGUGGUCGCGCGCCUGAAGGUGACCGUGGUCGCGCGCCUGAAGGUGACCGUGGUCGCGCGCCUGAAGGUGACCGUGGUCGCGCGCCUGAGGGUGACCGUGGUCGCGCGCCUGAGGGUGACCGUGGUCGCGGGCCUGAGGGUGACCGUGGUCGCGCGCCUGAGGGUGACCGUGGUCGCGGGCCUGAGGGUGACCGUGGUCGCGGCCCUGAGGGUGACCGUGGUCGCGGCCCUGAGGGUGACCGUGGUCGCGGCCCUGAGGGUGACCGUGCUCGCGGCCCUGAAGGUGACCGUGCUCACGGCCCUGAAGGUGACCGUGGUCGCGGCCUUGAGGGGGGUCGCGGCCGUGGAGCUGAGGGAGAACGCAAUCGUGGGCCCGAAGGGGAUCGCGCCCGUGGGCCCGAGGGGGAUUGUGCCCGUGGGCCUGACGGGGACCGCAUUAGGGAGCAUGAAGUGGCGGACAAACGGAGAGAGCGUGACAGGGACCGAGAGCGUGAUAGGGGCCGAGACAGAGAAUCAGAACGCAGAGAACACGACAGAGAGAGGGAUAGAAACCGGGAUAAAGAUCGGGAGAGGGAGCGCAGACGGGAUAGAUCUCGCAGCAGAGAUAGGGAUCGUGGCAAAGAACGCACCCGGGACAGAGACAGGGGCAGAGACCGGGACAGAGACCGAGAGCGCCGAGACCGGAGUCGAAGCAGAGACAAAAAAGAAGACAAAAAGGACUAUCGACAUUCAUCCAGAGACACUUUGA
Molecule: messenger RNA, 1533 nt
Organism: Knipowitschia caucasica
Lineage: Eukaryota; Metazoa; Chordata; Actinopteri; Gobiiformes; Gobiidae
Source: the annotation of a GenBank genome assembly